UAAGCUACCAAACACGCCUAAAAGAAUUAAAUUGGCACCUGUUUGGGCUUAGGAAAGUAAGAGCGCCCCACGCUGUGCAUAUUUUCUUUCCAACCGAGGAGAACAAAUUGGACCCAGAUCUUUCCAUGGCGUCUCCAUCUGAUUCCUCUGCACAAGAGGCUGCAGUAAGGAAGCAAAAGAAAGGACCCCCAAUUAAGUUCCUGGUCCCUCUUAUAUAUGCCCCUGUUCUUCCUCUAAUUCGGCUCUCUCUGCGAAGGAAUCCUGUAUUAAGGGAUCGUUUGUUUGGUGCUGUUUUGGCUGGUGCAUUUGCUCAUGGCUUUUAUUUGGUAACGGAUAUAUAUGAUGCGGAGAGCAAGUAAAUUUUCCCAAUCAGUGGUUGUGAUAUAGGAUUUUUGGUUACCUCUCUUGAUGAUAUUGGGUGAUUGGUGGUUUCUUUUGCGGUGCUCAACCCUUGGUGAAGCUUCAGGCAACACAUUCUAGUGACCUUUAAUAAAUAGCCUGGGACAGGUUUGAGAUUUACAUUUAUUUUAUUAUGGAGUAGUCGUACAUGUUCUUUCCUAAUAAAAGGAUUGGCUUGAGAUUUCUAUUGCCAUUUUAGUUGAUUAUUUAGUAAUUAAAGAAUGCUUAAGAGGGUUUUGUUCAA
Molecule: messenger RNA, 643 nt
Organism: Cannabis sativa
Lineage: Eukaryota; Viridiplantae; Streptophyta; Magnoliopsida; Rosales; Cannabaceae
Exons: 4
Coding region: 126-359 (77 amino acids)
Cellular component (GO): chloroplast
Source: RefSeq, a predicted model, not a curated record